GCCGAGUGAUACAAAGCCUCUUGUGUCCGACCUACUCUUCCCCAGACUUCCAAAUCCGCUCUUCUGGAAGCGCCAUCUCUCUGCCAAGGUCGUGAAAGUCGGUCUUGGGCCGCCUGUUCGUGCUUCUGCUCACCUGCAGAGCACAUUUCAGAACGUCUUCUUACAUUUGAACGGCCUGUUUGCAGUCGACUGGAUCUCUCGCGGUUGUGCUGGAGCCUGGACCCGCCCCUCAAGAUCGAGGACAAACCAUAGGUUGACCUCCGCUCCGGCCGCGAAUCACGCCUCCCGUCUCGUGAUUCUGCUUCUUGCCGUGAAAGCUUCAUUCGCUCACAGAUCCGCGAGUUUUUCCAUGCUGCAAUAACACCGAGGUCGACGUCAUGCCUGCCAUCAUGGCGGCCACCUACUCGUCGCCGAGCACCGCCGUUCCUGCAGCUUCAACAGCGUCCGACUUGAGGACGCAGGCCGAGAGAACACAAGACGAGCGAUCUGACGCUGAAACGUUGCUUGCCCUCAAGCGAAGCACAGAGCGCAGGCAUUCGCCAACGUAUGCCAACAGUUCCCGGGAAGAGCGUCAAGGCUCCGGAUAUCCACCUUCUCCGUCGAGGAGUUCGAAAGCUUCCGAGGUCCAGGAGUAUCAUUCAUUGGAUGACACCGUCAGCUAUUCAAAUCAAGGAGAUCACCCAAACCGUUUCCACGACGAGUCCGGUCCAUCCUCAACGAGUGCACAUUCUCCAAGUGCCGCAACAAGCACCGGUCAAGUGUGCAGCAACUGUGGAACAACGAGGACGCCACUAUGGAGGCGAUCACCUGAAGGCAAGACGAUAUGUAACGCAUGCGGCCUAUAUUACAAAGCACGAAAUCAGAUGAGACCGACGAAUCUCAAACGCAAUCUCCAACCCACAGCCAACACUGGAAGUUCCAGCGAACCAGGUAGUCAAAUUUCAAACUCAACAAGUACGCCUCAGGCCACCUUCGUUCCCGUCGAGACGUCUUUGCCAGGAACUUGCCCUGGUGGUGGCCGUUGCAACGGGACUGGUGGCCAUGCUGGAUGCAGUGGCUGUCCAGCAUUCAACAACCGUAUAGCGAAGACCCAGCAACUGGCAUCUACCUCCUCAGCAGAAACACAGCUCACACAGAAUGGCAAGUCAGCGUCUGGCCAUAUGAACGGAAAUCUCCCAGCGUCUGGCACCAGUGUCGUCGUGCCUGCUUGUCAAAACUGCGGGACCACGGUCACUCCACUAUGGCGUCGCGAUGAUAACGGCCAUACGAUCUGCAAUGCUUGCGGCUUAUACUACAAAUUGCAUGGACGGCAUCGGCCGUCUGGCAUGAAGAAGGAACAUAUCAAGCGUAGAAAGAGAGUAAUGCCCGCGACCUCUGGACACACUCCUCCGCACGCUACCAACGAUUCUUCUGUUUCACCUGACCCUCAAGCCGCACCGAUAAACAACACCAUGGCGCGCGACGAGUUUACACCAAACCAGCAGCUGAAUCUACCUCAUCAUGAUCGGCCUGCGAAUGGAGGUAUUCAGCAUGACGCCCAAAGGUUGAUGGAACCCCCAACACAGUCGUACGGGCCACCCCCCGUAGACUUCACACAUUACACUUCAGCCCCGGUGCCCUCAAGGUCGCACAAGGAGCUUCCGCUUCCGAAUCCUUCAUUUCAUCUAUAUUCCGCGGAUGUCUCCCGUACUAAUGCGAAAAAAAGAACAUUAUCCGAAACAGCAGAUCGUCAAGUUUCGACGUUUGGCGAGCGUUCGAAUGCGGAAUCCAUCGAUCCAAACCUGUCUAGUUAUGCGAGACGUGCAGAGAGCCACGUUGAUGCUAUGAGCUCAGGGAAUCAGGAGACCAGGGAGGAGAGGAUGGAGCGCAUUAGGCGCGAGAGGGAUCGGCUGGCGGAACAGGUUGCUGCUAUGAAUAGGCAAUUACAAGAGAUGGAAGAGGAAAGUCACUAAAUCGUUUCAGAAACGUCUCAUUUCCUGAUUUCUUUGACGCAAUUCUCCUUUUAUUGCGAGGCGCUUGGGAAAGGCUUGCAACGAUAGGAAACUUCCGGGAAAUACCCGUUCUUAUGGCAUUUUCUGGUCGGGCUUACUUUGAAUCGGGCUGCAGAGAUAAUAAUAGACAUGCACAGAGUCCUCGUCGGAUGUGCCUCCAGUCAUGAUUUUGUGCAUAGGCUACAUGUACACUGCAGAAACUUCCAAACGGUGCCUUGCUCAUCAGGACCUGUCCUUCG
Molecule: messenger RNA, 2230 nt
Organism: Verruconis gallopava
Lineage: Eukaryota; Fungi; Ascomycota; Dothideomycetes; Venturiales; Sympoventuriaceae
Exons: 3
Coding region: 378-1952 (524 amino acids)
Biological process (GO): positive regulation of transcription by RNA polymerase II; negative regulation of transcription by RNA polymerase II
Molecular function (GO): DNA-binding transcription factor activity, RNA polymerase II-specific; RNA polymerase II cis-regulatory region sequence-specific DNA binding; zinc ion binding
Source: RefSeq, a predicted model, not a curated record